UGUGUUUAGCCAUUUAUGCCAUGGUCAUUAUCUACAGUCUGGGGGUUGCCACAGGUGAUGUUUUCGGUGGAUUUGGUGCAUCGGGAUGGUUCCAUUGGACUCACGAGGAACAGUGGGCUGUAUUGUAUGGUCAAAAUUUCAUGCUUAUUGUUUUUGUUUGGUAUUUGGCAUGGAUCUCUCUGUCAUUUUUGCAUCGUACAUCGUCGUUGCGCGAAUUUUGGCCAACGAAAAACAAAAUUUGGAUUGGAGCUUUCUUUUCAAGCAUUGCCUUGCAAUUCGUGUUCUGUGCAGUGUCACUGUACGACGGACCUUUUCCAUUAUCAAGGAUCCCGUGGUAUGUCUACUUUCUCGGCUUGAUCUGGCCAGUGAUCGUGGUGCCUGUCCAAGAAUUGGUCAAGUUGCAUGAUGAGAAAGAAUUCACACGGUUCCAGAAGCGAUCGAAACUGGAGUUUAGUACAAAGCUCGGCAUGCACUCUCCGCUGUAGUUUAAAAAUCGACUACUAAAGCUCCUGUUGAUUAAGAAAUUGACUUAUAACAAUUUGUAAAAAAAAAAAUACAUUUAUAAAAACUUUCC
Messenger RNA from Radiomyces spectabilis, 574 nucleotides. RefSeq lists its product as uncharacterized. The coding region runs from base 21 to 485 and encodes 154 amino acids. The transcript has 5 exons. The record is from RefSeq and is a predicted model, not a curated record. NCBI's taxonomy places the organism in Eukaryota, Fungi, Mucoromycota, Mucoromycetes, Mucorales, Radiomycetaceae.